AUGGUCGUCAGAAUCAGCGGCACUGUUGGGGGUUAUGCCCAGAUUGCUGGCAGGCAUGUCCUAAAUGGCACAACUGUUGUCCCCGAGGAAGACGUGGGCAAGCCCGUCCAAGACGUUAUCAUCGAUAAAGACGCCGCUGUCGGUGGCUACUUCCAGGCUGCGGGAGGUACUGUCGUCAACUCGCCGGAGGUUAUCUAUGCUCGAGCCCAUGGAGCCAUGUUUCCCAAUCCUCCCAACCCCGGAUACGGAAAUGGGCCAGUGCUACCCAUGGCACCAGUAUUUCCCGUGGCACCAGCUACCGCUCCCAUGCUCGUUGAGGGAGUGAACGUGGCUGAUCAAAUUCACAGACUGCUAACCGCACAACACAUCUCCACAUCUAACUCCAUCAACGACUCGCGGACAUCCGAGGAAAGAGUCGAUCCAACCUCCGAUGGCUGCGAUGGACCAAUCGUAACAAACGGAAGUAUCACGACAACGAUACAUGUUACAGCAGCUCCAGCGAACGAGGUCACGGCCACCCCCGCCAUGCCCCAAGCGAUGCCAAUGCCGAUGCCAGCAAUAGUGCAACAUAGUGCAGUCCCAGUAGUGGAGCAAGCCGAGAACCAAACCAUCGCUGCGCCCCUGCAGACAGACACCCUCACGGUUCCAAAUGACCCAGUGGUCGAUAACAUUUCGCUGGCUUCCCAAGCCAGGUCUGAUCGUCGUCAGCUGUUCCCUGGUAUUAGGGCCCAUGCGCGACGAGCGAGGAGGUUUCUUAAGGCAUGUUUCCAGUCCUAG
Molecule: messenger RNA, 777 nt
Organism: Coprinopsis cinerea okayama7#130
Lineage: Eukaryota; Fungi; Basidiomycota; Agaricomycetes; Agaricales; Psathyrellaceae
Exons: 2
Coding region: 1-777 (258 amino acids)
Source: RefSeq, a predicted model, not a curated record